UUAAAAUAAACCCACCUACCGUACUAAACCAUCAAUAUUCGAAACACAAAAAAAAAAAGAAAAACAAUGGGCGACGGUGAAGCACGCUCCGACGGUGACACACACAACAGGGACGUAUGCGAAGAGGUCCACGACGCAGAUACAGUUGAGCAGUCGCAGCCCCGACAAGCGUCUGAGCUCCCCGGUGGACCCAAAGCUGACUUCGAAACCUCAGCCGAAGCUCCACAGCCGGAUGAUGUUAAUGCAGUCAAAGGUGACCCGAUCCAGUCGGAAGAGGACUGGUCGUUUCCGAAGAUCGGUCUCAUUGUCAAGGACUUGAUGAGGGGCUUCGUGGAAAAGGUUCUGGUUAGGUUUUACUCCUUGGCCAUGUAUGUAACGUGUCAUGUAGAGGGAUCUCGAGAAGGAGACCGACAACGCAGCUGCGGCAAUCUCCGAGAAAACCAUCGUGUUGUUGGAUUCCGAGGGGAGACGGAUGGACAGUCAACCCCGCAGUCCAAGAAAGUUGCAUCUGGCAUCGCUAGUGGAACGCCGAUUGUCCCAGAUCCGCCUGAGAAUAGUACUCCACCCCUUGCAGGAACCGACAGCAUCAUGAGAAAGUUGUUUCGCACACCACCAUCGACAACAAGGAAUGCCAAACGGCGACGUUCCGGUGAUGGAACUGACAGUUCUAUGCGAUCUGGUUCCAGCAGGGAAAAGUCUGCCCAUUCAACGAGCAAGAAGAUGAGGUUCAAGAUCACUCCUGCCAUGGACUUUAACAACCGACAGUCGGCCUUAUUCGCGUACGUCUUCGACGGAAACCUUGAUCCAUGCGAGGAACUUGUCCGUAUUGGAGUCAAGUCCGCGGACAGGGUUGAUUUACACAGCUUACUACCGGGAAAUGACGUUGAUGACAAGAUCAUCCAUCUGGUUGCCAUGACUAUGACCUGUGCUAAGAUACUUGCCACGUCGCCCGCGUACUGGUACUUACCACCGUUUGUCUCGGAUGAUAUAUUGAACGGGGAGACGACAGAGUUAAUGCUCAACCGUUACAUGGAGAACUGGAUGCGGCCAUCCAGAUUCCUUGAACUUAUUUAUGACCCCAUGCAGGACGCGCUGGGCCACUGGUUUUUGAUGCUCGUGUCUCUGAAAGACAAGGCAAUUAACAACCUUGAUUCAUCGCUGAACCAGUUCGAGACGCCUCACCGGGAAGACCGGAUUCGGAAAACGGCAAGGGUGUUGUACAACGUGACACAAGCAGUUUACGAGAAGCACUUUAUGCCCUUACCAAGCAACUUCGGAGAUUUCCCGAUAAGGAGCCCCAUAGGGAUACCUAAUUGUGGGCAGAGCAUGAACUCAGGGAUAUGGGUCAUUGGGUGGCUCAACAUGGGGGACAAAUUCAACCCGAUCAUGGACGGGAUUUUACGGGAGAACGAGAUCAGGGCAACAACUGCGGUGAACCUGACCAGCACACCAUUCAACAAACUCCGGGACCGUGUAUUGGGCAAGGCAGAGUUAUGGAGGAUGAAAACAAAGAAGAACACCUAAGUCGACCGGCUGGUACUGCAUUGGCGACAUGGUUCAACCAGCUGUGACGCUUAUGCCCCCAUGCCAGAGCUAAAUGUGCC
Molecule: messenger RNA, 1604 nt
Organism: Arachis stenosperma
Lineage: Eukaryota; Viridiplantae; Streptophyta; Magnoliopsida; Fabales; Fabaceae
Exons: 13
Coding region: 67-1524 (485 amino acids)
Source: RefSeq, a predicted model, not a curated record